CACCAGUUUUUACUAUAAUUAGUUUGCUAGCUAGCUCCAUCCAAUCGAUGGCGGCGGUCAUGGAAGCCUUCAGCCGAACACCGCCGGCCGACGGCGCGGCUAACGUCCUCGCCAUCGGCACGGCCAAUCCCUCCCAUUUCGUCGACCAGAUGCAGUACCCUGAGUACUACUUCCGCAUCACUGACGCGGAGGGCAAGACAGAGCUGCAGCAGAAGUUUAAGCGGAUUUGUGAGAAAUCGAUGAUCAGGAAGCGGCACAUGUGCUUGACGGAGGAGGUGCUGCGGGAGAACCCCUGCCUGUGCGGGUACAUGACCCCCUCUUUCGACGCGCGGCAGAGGAUCGUGGUCGAGGAGGUGCCACGCCUGGCGAAGGAGGCGGCCGACAAGGCCAUCAAUGAGUGGGGACGCCCCGUCACCGACAUCACACACCUCGUCUUCUGCUCUGCCGCCGGCGUCGACCUACACGGCGCCGACUACCGCCUCCUCCAGCUCCUAGGCCUGCCGCUGCACGUGCGCCGCGUGAUGCUUUACAACGUUGGAUGCCAUGCCGGCGGCACCGCCCUGCGCGUGGCCAAGGACCUGGCGGAGAACAACAAGGGGGCGCGAGUCCUGGUGGUCUGCUCCGAGCUCAACGUCAUGUUCUUCCGCGGCCCCGGAGACGACCACAUCGAGAACCUGAUCGGGCAGGCUCUUUUUGGCGAUGGCGCCGCGGCGGUCAUCGUCGGUGCAGACACGGAUGAGACGGAGAGACCUAUCUACGAGGUGGCCUCAGCGACUCAGGUUAUGCUUCCUGAGAGCGAGGAGAUGGUCGGGGGGCACCUGCGGGAGAUCGGCCUGACGUUCCACCUGGCGAGCAGGUUGCCGGCGGUGGUGGGCGAGAACAUAGAACGGUGCUUGGAGUCGGCGUUCGGGGUGGAGGCGGGGGACUGGAACGAGCUGUUCUGGAUCGUGCACCCGGGCGGGCGGGCGAUCAUAGACCAGGUGGAAGCGAGGGUGCGAUUGACGCCGGAGAAGCUGGCGGCGACGAGGCACGUGCUGAGGGAGUACGGCAACAUGCAGAGCGCCUCUGUGCUGUUCAUCAUGGACGAGAUGAGGAAGCUGUCAGCUGCGGAGGGCUGCGCCACCACUGGCCAAGGAUGUCAGUGGGGGGUGCUCUUCGGCUUCGGCCCCGGCCUCACCAUCGAGACCGUCGUCCUCCGCAGCGUACCCCGUCAAAUUAAUUAAUUAAUUAUCGGCAAAUCAGUUGAAUUUACAUGUGGUCUCUUGUUCCGGAUGGACACAUAUAAUCCAUCCCCAUUUAUAUGUGUACUUGUCAGUGGUAUAAUAUCUGGACUUGUCAGUGGUACAAAAUGUCAACUGUGAUUUUUCUGUUUCAUUAAUAAUUCGUCAUAUGAAUGUUAUCUAGUCAACGU
Molecule: messenger RNA, 1411 nt
Organism: Zingiber officinale
Lineage: Eukaryota; Viridiplantae; Streptophyta; Magnoliopsida; Zingiberales; Zingiberaceae
Product: phenylpropanoylacetyl-CoA synthase-like
Exons: 3
Coding region: 48-1223 (391 amino acids)
Biological process (GO): polyketide biosynthetic process
Molecular function (GO): acyltransferase activity, transferring groups other than amino-acyl groups
Source: RefSeq, a predicted model, not a curated record